This is a messenger RNA of Lutra lutra (Eurasian river otter), 1288 nucleotides long. RefSeq names its product sulfotransferase family 1B member 1 (gene SULT1B1). Lineage: Eukaryota; Metazoa; Chordata; Mammalia; Carnivora; Mustelidae. Gene Ontology annotation, cellular component: cytoplasm. Gene Ontology annotation, biological process: sulfation. Gene Ontology annotation, molecular function: sulfotransferase activity. The transcript has 8 exons. The record is from RefSeq and is a predicted model, not a curated record. The coding region runs from base 277 to 1167 and encodes 296 amino acids.
CUCUAUGCGUGUGCAUGUGUGUAUAGUUCACCUUUUUAUAUCUUACCUGUCUGUAAAGUCACUGAUUACUACUCUCAGAUCAAAUCCUGAACUUACUUUUCUCCUGGUGACAGAAGUGAGCCUCCCCAGUCUCCCCUGGCCCUGCUUUCCAGGGACUCCCACCAGCUCCCAGGGUUCUUGUCAACACCAGCACCACUGGCUGAAAAUGAAAACUGAAGAAGGAGAUUGAAGUGUGAGAAAAUAUCCUAUUAAGUAUUUGUACAACCUGGUACCAAAAUGAUUUCCCCAAAAGAUGUCCUCAGAAAAAAUCUGAAGCUGAUUCAUGGCUAUCCCAUGACCUAUGCUUUUGCAAACAACUGGGAAAGGAUUGAACAGUUCCACAGCAGGCCAGAAGACAUCGUGAUAGCCACUUACCCCAAAUCAGGUACCACUUGGGCUAGUGAAAUUGUGGACAUGGUUCUAAAUAAUGGAGAUGUUGAAAAAUGUAAGAGGGAUUUUAUAACAGUUAAAGUGCCAAUGUUGGAAAUGGCCGUCCCUGGACUAAGAACUUCAGGAAUAGAACAAUUAGGAAAGAAUCCAUCACCGCGGCUUGUGAAGACGCAUCUACCAAUUGAUCUCCUUCCUAAGUCUUUCUGGGAGAACAACUGCAAGAUGAUUUAUCUGGCUCGAAAUGCCAAGGAUGUUGCAGUCUCAUAUUACCAUUUUGACUUAAUGAAUAAUUUGGAACCUGUCCCUGGUCCCUGGGAAGAGUAUCUAGAGAGGUUCAUGACUGGAAAUGUGGCUUAUGGUUCCUGGUUUAAUCAUGUUAAGACCUGGUGGAAGAAAAAGGAAGAACACCCAAUACUUUUCUUGUACUAUGAAGAUAUGAAAGAGAAUCCGAAGCGUGAAGUUAAGAAGAUUGCUAGAUUUCUAGAGAAGAAUUUGAAUGAUGAGGUCUUAGAUAAGAUCGUCCAUCAUACCUCAUUUGAAAUGAUGAAGGAUAACCCGCUGGUGAAUUAUACACAUCUACCAAGUACAGUGAUGGAUCAUAGCAAGUCCUCUUUUAUGCGUAAAGGGACUACAGGUGACUGGAAGAAUUACUUCACAGUGGCCCAAAAUGAGAAAUUUGAUGUCAUUUACAAGAAGGAAAUGUCUGGAACUGAGCUUCAGUUCCGCACAGAGAUUUAAAGAGCCUACGUGACCAAUCUGGAUAAGAAUAGAGCUGUAAUUUGUUUAAAGGGGGGCAGUUAUGACCUGACUUGGGCAAUCAAAUCAAUUUAUAAAGGAGAAAAUGUGCUUUUAAAACGGA